Molecule: messenger RNA, 1057 nt
Organism: Oxyura jamaicensis (ruddy duck)
Lineage: Eukaryota; Metazoa; Chordata; Aves; Anseriformes; Anatidae
Gene: MCHR2
Product: melanin concentrating hormone receptor 2
Biological process (GO): neuropeptide signaling pathway
Cellular component (GO): neuron projection; membrane
Molecular function (GO): neuropeptide binding; G protein-coupled receptor activity
Source: RefSeq, a predicted model, not a curated record
AUGUUGCUGUAGAAUGAGUGAAUUUCAGCCUUCCUGUCAGAAUGCUACACCAGACUUCUUCAACAGGUCUUCAAAUGGAAAACAUCAUUAUCAGGUGAUCAAUGCUGCAGACACAAUCAUCCUUCCCUCUCUGAUUGGGAUUAUCCGUUCAACAGGGUUAGUUGGAAAUAUCCUCAUUGUGUUCACAAUAAUAAGAACUCAGAAGAAAACUAUCCCAGAUAUCUACAUCUGCAAUCUGGCUAUAGCAGAUUUGGUUCAUAUCAUUGGCAUGCCCUUCCUCAUUCACCAAUGGGCAUGUGGAGGCGAGUGGGUGUUUGGCAGCCUUCUUUGUACCAUCAUUACCUCCCUGGACACAUGCAACCAGUUUACAUGCAGUGCCAUUAUGACUGCAGUGAGUUUGGACAGAUACCUCGCUCUUGUCCAGCCAUUCUGCCUAACCCACCUGCAAACAAGAUCAAAGACAAUUCGAGUCAACUUUUGUUUAUGGGUAGCAUCACUUAUUCUGGUGUUCCCUGUAUGGGUCUACUCAAAAGUAAUAAAGUUCAAAGAUGGUUUAGAGUGUUGUGCUUUUGAUCUGGCCUCACAUGGUGAUGUUCUCUUGUAUACACUUUAUACAACUUUAUACACUAUAACAACUUUCUUUUUUCCUUUGCCACUGAUAUUUAUUUGCUACAUUUUAAUUUUAUGUUACACAUGGGAUACGUAUCAGCAAAACAAGAAAGCAGAAAGAUGUUAUAACACCAGUAUCCCCAGGCAAAGAGUCAUGAAGCUCACUAAGAUGAUGUUCGCUCUGGUCAUUGUGUUUGUGGUAACCGCUGCCCCAUUCCAUGUGAUCCAGCUUGUGAAUCUUCAGGUUUCUCACCCAACUCUAACCUUCUAUGUGAGCUACUAUGUCUCCAUCUGCCUCAGCUAUGUCAGCAGCAGCAUUAAUCCAUUUCUCUACAUCCUGCUCAGUGGGACCUUCCAGAAGCUUCUCUGGAGGUGCAUAAACAUGGAAGUAAGGAUGGCAGAAGGGGGUGUCAAACACAUUGAAAACACCCUGAAGUCAAGUUUUUGA